AUGGAUUUUGUAGAUUCAGAUGAAAGUGAUUUCGAUUUUGAUGUUCUACAAACCAAGGCAGCUGAAGAGCGGAGAGGCAUCUAUGGCACUGGUGGUGGUCCUGCAACACCUUCAACCCCUUUGACAGGUGUAGAGGAGAGGAUGUUGGCAAUGUUAAAUGACAAAGAGAUGGAGGGUAUUGCGAAUACUUGCGAUUCAGAUACUGUGCUGGCGGAUGUUCAUCUUGCUGAAAACAAUACCAGUACUUCACCCGCAUUGGAAACACCGCUACCCGGUCCUGCCACACUAAGGAAGAAGAUGAGCGCACCACUGUGGACACCUCGAAGACUGUGUGACAAAAACCCGAAGACCUCGUCCUGGGAGAAUCUGGCUUCUAUCAAAAGCAAAUGGACAGAGUCUAAAUUCCAGGCAGACGUUGCUUUGGCAAAGAAGGAAGAGGAGAGAGUGGAGCUACAAAUGAAGCUCAUGCGCGAAAGGCACGAGUUGGAGGUUCUCCAACAUAAGGAACGUCAGGCCAUAGAAAUGGAAAUACUUAGCGUUCGAUUAGAAAAAGAAAAAUUGGAAUUAAAAAAGUUAUAUAACGUGUAAAUAUUUUUAU
Messenger RNA from Rhagoletis zephyria (snowberry fruit fly), 598 nucleotides. RefSeq lists its product as uncharacterized. NCBI's taxonomy places the organism in Eukaryota, Metazoa, Arthropoda, Insecta, Diptera, Tephritidae. The record is from RefSeq and is a predicted model, not a curated record.